Messenger RNA from Tribolium castaneum (red flour beetle), 2111 nucleotides. It is a transcript of the gene Sas-4, whose product is annotated as Spindle assembly abnormal 4. Gene Ontology annotation, cellular component: centrosome; centriole. The record is from RefSeq and is a predicted model, not a curated record. NCBI's taxonomy places the organism in Eukaryota, Metazoa, Arthropoda, Insecta, Coleoptera, Tenebrionidae. The transcript is spliced from 5 exons. Gene Ontology annotation, biological process: cilium assembly; centriole elongation. Gene Ontology annotation, molecular function: tubulin binding. The coding region runs from base 59 to 2068 and encodes 669 amino acids.
AGCGAUUCCCCCAGAUUUAAAUUUAAAUCGCUGUCAACCGUCCCUAACCUUAAAAAAAAUGCCACUUUCACCAAACCUCCUCCAACGCUUGGCCGAACUCAAAAAAUGGCAAGAAAGCCACGAGGAUUUACUCAAAAAAACAAUUAUCAACACCAGUGCAAACGCGACCACAUUAUCGGACUACCAAACCAUUGACGGUCUUUCAGCCUUUGACUCCUCAAACGAACACUCCCGUAAAAACUGGGAGAGUCAGGUAAUUUCCCCCACGAAAACCUUCCACGAACUACUUGAAGAAAAACUCGCUCUUGAUCCGGGCCCUGGGGCUGCGCCCCCUAAACCGAAACGCCCCUUUUUAAAAAAGGGGGCCGGUUUGGAGCGUUUCCGCAUGAAAACGCGCCCCAAAUUGAUUAAAAAAUCGAAAGGGGAGAAAGAAAAUGAUAAUGUGACUCCUCUGAGGGCCCCCGAUUUGGUGGUGAGGCCCAAGGCCACGUGGGGGCCCCCCGGCGAGCAAACACUGUACGAGAAGGCGCUAGAGAAGGAGUUGAGGAUUUUUGAGGCUUUGGAGGAAAAGGCCGAGAAUAGUAGCUUUUGUUCAACGAAUUCUAGCGUUGUGAGGAUUUUGUCAAGCACUCCGAGUAAAAAAGGGGGCGAUGAUGUGAUAGAGACUGAGUUGGAGCGCAAAGACAUUGCGGAGAUUUUAUUGAGGCUUAAGAAUUUGGCCGAGGGACGGAUGAAGCCCCCCGAUGUACCCUCGAUUAUUGAGGCUUCUGAUGAGGACAAGUGGACCAGUAGUGAGGUUUCAAGUGUCUCAUCGGGGGAUUUAGAGGAGACUCUGACAGCCCCAAAACGUGAUAUAGGAGUUGGGACUGAGGCAAGCAAUGAUUGUGCAAUUUGUGGUGAUAAACUCAAGAAAAAAAUUAUUGAAUACGACGACAAACUCAAUGAUUUAAUUGAGGAUAAAAACCGGAUAAGUGAGCUACGAAAACAGUUGGAGCAAAAAGAGCGCGAUUUUUUAAAACGCAAGCACGAAUUUGAGGACCAAAGAGCGAAUUUUGAGUACGAAGCGGACAUUGAACGAAAAAAACUUGCAAAAGAACGACAGGCGUUUCAAAUGUUCAUGAAAGAGUCACAAAAUCGCCCAAACAAAAAAGAACGGCAAGAAAUAAGCAACUUGAAGCAAGAAGUGGCCGAUUUGAGUGAAACUUUAAAGCUAAAAGAGUCAAAAAACGGAAUGACCCAAGCCCGCCUUCGCAACCAAAUCAAACAACUCGAAAAGGAAAAUUCGCAACUCAAGACUGAAAUUGAAAAAUUAACGAAAGAAAACGCCAAACUUUCAGCAACGCAAAAACUGAACAGAAAAUCAUCCGAUUCGAAAAUUUUGCACGAAAUCAACAAAAACAUAACUAAACUAACAAACCAGGCAAAAAAUCACGAAAAAAAUGUAAUGCUGGAUCAGAGUGAGUCGUUUCUGGUCAUGGCACCCCCUCUAGCGGACGAAUGCAACAACGGCGGUGCCAACCAAUCAGAAACGAGCGCCUUUAACUCCAACCAAUCACAAGUGACGUACCCCAACGGCAAUAUUAAAACAGUGUCACCCGAUGGUAACUUUAUAACUGUUAAAUUCUUCAAUGGUGACCGCCAGGAAACUAAUUUAUUGGACGGAACCGUUAAAUAUUUUUUCACCAAUCGUAACAUCACCCAAACUACGUUUGCCGACGGUUUGGAAGUAGUCGAAUUUCCUGAGGGGGUUAUUGAGAGGCGUUUUCCGGACGGCAGGUGCGAAAUUACGCUCCCAGAUGGCGCUGUGCAAACAACGCUACCUGACGGCGGUACGGAAACUAAGUACACCGACGGCUCGAUUGUCAAAAUUGCGCCAAACGGCGACAAGGUUUUGCUUCUAGCCAAUGGGCAAAAGGAAAUCGAGACAAAAGAAUACAAGAGUCGCGAGUAUCCCGAUGGUACUGUUAAAAUUUUGUACCGAGAUGGGACCCAGGAAACGAAGUAUGCCAAUGGGCGUGUGAGGAUUAAGGAUUCUAACGGGAAAUUGGUUCUAGACACGCAUUUAUGAUAUUAUUUAUUGUAUUAUGGUACUAAUUGAUUAUUUUCCGUAA